AUGCAUUCUAGAAAGCGCAUAGCUCUCGAUCAACUCGAGGACGCCAGACCUUCUCCCAGUGGCAAGGCUUUCUACCCAGCCUCGUGCCUGAAGCCUGUCGCAAAGGACACCAAUCUGAGUCCACCCCCGAGCCCGACAUCGCCACGCAACUUCAAGACUCCUGUCGGGAUGGAGCGAAUAUUUGCACUUUCGCCAAAACCGACUGUAGUACUAGACAGAGAUCUACUCGUCGUUGUGGCCUCCGCCGCAUGUCUGAGACUAUUUAGCCUCGACUUGGUGAUCGGCAGACGUUUCCUCGACAUAAUUGACAAAGUUCUUGCUCCUACUGAUUUUGCCGUCACAGCAAGACUGCUACAAGAUGCUAUCCAGACCCGCGAGCCACAAAGGACCGAACCUCUGCUGGGCAGCAUGCUCCCGGGCUAUUGGCGAAUCGAAAUUGCGCCAAUAUACGACGGCGAUGAGCUGCUGUAUCUCGUUGUAGAAGCGCAAGAUGCCAGCGAAGAUGUGCAACGGCAGUUGCAACAUUACGCCCAAUUGUCGGCCGCCGAGACUUAUAAGAUCCUCGUCAGCACAUUAAGGGAUUAUGCCAUUUUCAUGCUCGACCCCUCAGGCUGCAUAGCAACAUGGAAUACUGGGGCUAUGCUUCUGAAACAAUACACGCAGGAGGAAAUCAUUGGCAGACAUUUCUCGACUUUUUACAGCGAAGAGGAUCGUAGGGCCAGAAAACCUGAGAGAGAGCUGGAAAUAGCUCUCCGAGAUGGUAAGGUGGAAGAUGAGGGUUGGCGCGUUAGGAAGGAUGGCUCGCGGUUUUGGGCGAACGUCAUUAUUACACCAGUGUAUCGUGAUGGAGAACUACGAGGCUACAGCAAAGUGACUAGGGACUUGACAGAACGAAAGGGGGCUGAAGCACGCUUAAUUGCUGCCUAUGAGGAAGCAUCCAAAAUGAAGUCGGAUUUCCUGGCCAACAUGAGCCACGAAAUUCGAACCCCUAUGCAUGGCAUGCUGUCUGCGCUGGGACUUCUCAAUGAGACCGACUUGACCAGGGAGCAAAGGGAACUGACGGAGAUCAUCGACGAGUCGGGCGCCAUACUUUUGCAAGUCAUCAACGACAUACUCGACUAUUCAAAGUUAAGCUCUGGGGCAUUCACGAUCAGCAAGGACGUUAUGAACAUGGCCGAAAUAGUUGCAGCUGUCCGGCGGAGUGUCAACAUCGGGUCAAAGAAAGACCUCCAGUGUGAGGUUGAGCUGGAUCAUCACCUGCCAACUUUUGUCCAAGGCGACCCUUUACGGUACCGGCAGCUCGUCCAGAAUCUAGUGUCCAACGCAAUCAAAUUCACAGAACGUGGCUAUGUACGUGUCAAGGUUGUAGUAGCCGACGAAGAUGACAUGUCAUAUGAGAUAAGGACUGAAGUGGUUGAUACUGGGAUAGGAGUCUCUCAAGAGGCUGAGAAUGUACUUUUUACGCCAUUUGCGCAACUGGACAACUCAUCUACGAAGAGGUACAAGGGCACUGGGUUGGGUCUUUCGAUUUGCAAGAGCUUGACGGAGUUGAUGGGCGGCACUAUCGGAUUCGCACGAAAUCCGGACCAGCAAGGAAGCAUAUUUCAUUUUACCUUGAACCUUAACAAGGUCGAUGUUGCUGUACCCCCCACCACGCGAGACGUCACGCUUCCCGAUCUCAGCUUAAAGGACUUGUCGGGCCACAAGCAGUUGCUUUUGGUGGAAGACAACGCCAUCAACCAGACAAUCAUGGUCCGACAAUUGCGAGCUUUCGGGUUCGAAAAGGUGGAUGUGGCCAGUGACGGCGCAGAAGCAGUCCGUUUGAUACAGGCGAAGCCACUGACCUACAGCUUAAUACUGAUGGAUAUUAGCAUGCCGGUCAUGGAUGGGGUCACAGCAACGAAGAAGAUUCGGUCUCUCGGACAUACUGUGCCAAUAAUCGCCAUGACAGCGAACGCACUCAAGGGCGACGAAGACACGUAUCUUGCAGAAGGUAUGAAUGACUAUGUGGCUAAACCUAUCGACAAACGGCUACUCACGAAUGCAUUGUUGCGUUGGUUACGAUGA
Messenger RNA from Exophiala spinifera, 2067 nucleotides. RefSeq lists its product as uncharacterized. Gene Ontology annotation, molecular function: phosphorelay sensor kinase activity. Gene Ontology annotation, biological process: phosphorylation; phosphorelay signal transduction system. The transcript has a single exon. Lineage: Eukaryota; Fungi; Ascomycota; Eurotiomycetes; Chaetothyriales; Herpotrichiellaceae. The record is from RefSeq and is a predicted model, not a curated record. The coding region runs from base 1 to 2067 and encodes 688 amino acids.